GCCCUCUGCUACGGUAACUCCCUGCGGGGCGAGUUCGUCCACGACGACGUCUGGGCCAUCGUGAACAACCCCGACGUGCGGGCGGGUACCCCGGUGGCCGCCGUCUUCGCCAACGACUUCUGGGGCAAGCGGAUGGCGGAGAACACCAGCCACAAGUCCUACCGGCCCCUCUGCGUCCUCACCUUCAAGUUGAACAUAUUGCUGGCUGGUAUGAACCCCUUCUAUUUCCACGCGGUGAAUGUGAUUUUACACUGUCUGGUGACUCUUGUGCUGAUGUACACUUGUGACAAAGCUGUGUUCAAGGACUGCCGACUUGCUUUUGUCACGGCGCUGUUCUUUGCUGUGCAUCCCAUUCACACCGAGGCUGUAACAGGUAUAGUAGGCAGAGCGGAUGUCCUAGCCUGCCUACUCUUUCUGUUGGCUUUUCUCUCCUAUAAUAGGAGUGUGGAUCAGCUUUAUGUUGGGGAACAUUUCCCUCCCACUGCCUCCCCAUUCUUUUUGCUGCUUAGUUUGUUCCUUGGGACGUGUGCAAUGCUGGUGAAAGAAACUGGAAUCACGGUGUUUGGCGUGUGCUUGGUUUAUGACUUCUUUUCCCUCUCCUGCAGUGGACUCAAACUGAGAAACGGGGGGAUCCACCAGAGACCUGCCCGGCAGCCUGCAGCUUCUCCCUCUGCCUCGCUGCACGUCCCUCCGGCCGGCCGGGAGAACGGGAAGCAUCGCUUCGCUCACCGGGGCACCUGGAGCUCCUGCCACCCGGCAUCACCCGAGGGUCAGCGGAGCGGUGGCCUUUCAGUGCCCAGCAAAGCCAUGUGGGCCAUUCGAAGCUACCUGACUGCAAAUAACAACCAGAAUUUCUUGUAUACGGCAAGGCCUUUUUUGAAGAGAGCUGCUUUGGUGAUAAGCUACGUGAUUCUCGUGUUGUAUUUCCGCCUCUGGAUAAUGGGAGGAUCCAUGCCGAUGUUUUCGGAGCAGGACAAUCCAGCUUCGUUCUCACCGUAUUUACUGACGAGGUUUCUAACUUAUUCCUACCUUCUGGCCUUCAAUGCGUGGCUCCUGCUGGCACCGAUCACCCUGUGCUACGACUGGCAGGUCGGCAGCAUCCCUUUGAUUGAGUCCGUCUGGGACGUGAGGAACUUGGCCACGGUGUUCCUGGUGCUGGUGAUGGCGUUGCUCAGCCUGCACUGCAUAGCUGCGUUCAAGAAACUGGAACACAAAGAAGUUUUGGUUGGCUUGUUGUUCCUGGUUUUCCCAUUCAUCCCAGCCAGCAACCUCUUCUUCAGGGUGGGAUUUGUGGUGGCAGAGCGAGUCCUUUACAUGCCGAGUAUGGGGUACUGCAUCCUUUUUGUCCACGGUCUAAAAAAGCUGUCUACAUGGUUAAAUAAGUGGAGGAUUACUGUUCUGACCCUCUUUGCUCUCCUGCUGCUGCUCUUCUCUUGGAAGACCAUAAAACAAAAUGAAAUCUGGCUGUCACGAGAAUCCCUUUUCAGCUCGGGAGUGAAGACCCUGCCCCACAACGCCAAGGUGCACUACAACUACGCCAAUUUUCUGAAAGACCAGGGCCGUAACGUUGAGGCCAUCUACCACUACAAAACUGCUCUCAGACUGUACCCUCGUCAUGCAAGUGCUCUCAACAACCUGGGGACAUUGACCAAAGAUGUGGUGGAGGCAAAGGACUACUACAGACGGGCCCUUCAGUUAAACCCUCAGCACAAUCGAGCUCUCUUCAAUCUCGGCAACCUGCUCAAGUCCCAAGGGAAGAAGGAGGAAGCUGUGAUCUUACUGCGGGACUCCAUUAAGUAUGGUCCAGAGUUUGCAGAUGCUUACUCCAGCCUGGCCUCGCUGCUAGCUGAACAGGAACGGCUUAAGGAAGCGGAUGAGGUCUAUAAGGCUGGCAUAGAGAAUUGUCCAGAGAGCUCUGAUCUGCAUAACAACUACGGUGUUUUCUUGGUUGAUACCGGAGCUCCCGAGCGAGCCGUGUCCCACUACAGGCAGGCCAUCCGCCUGAGCCCCGCUCACCACGUGGCCAUGGUGAACCUGGGCAGGCUUCACCGCUCCCUGGGGCAGAACAAAGAGGCUGAAGUGUGGUACAAGCGGGCACUGAAGGUAUCCCGGAAGGCCGAAAUCCUGUCCCCGCUGGGGGCUCUGUAUUACAACACGGGGCGAUACGAAGAAGCCUUGCAGGUUUACAGAGAAGCAGCAUCACUGCAGCCUUCAAACAAAGAGAUCCGACUGGCGCUGGCUCAGGUUUUAGCAAUGAUGGGGCGGACGAAGGAAGCUGAAAAGAUGACAAACCAUAUACUUAACGAGGAUGCAGAGUGUCUGGAGUGCUACCGUCUUCUGUCAGCCAUCUACAGCAAGCAGGAGCACUAUGCCAAGGCACUUGAAGCUAUAGAAAAAGCUCUUCAGCUAAAACCAAAGGAUCCAAAAGUCAUAUCAGAGCUCUUUUUCACAAAAGGAAACCAGCUAAGAGAACAGAAUCUCCUUGACAAGGCUUUCGAGAGCUAUAAACGCGCUGUGGAGCUCAACCCAGACCAAGCGCAGGCCUGGAUGAAUAUGGGAGGCAUCGAGCACAUCAAGGGAAGCUACAUCACUGCCCGUGGCUACUAUGAGAAGGCCUUACAGCUGGUUCCAAACAGCAAGUUGCUGAAAGAGAAUCUGGCCAAACUGGAUCGCUUGGAGAAACGGUUUCAGGAAGUCCAGGAGAAAGACCAAACAUAGCAUUCAGUCACCAGUGGAAAGAAACUCCUGCCCCUUGGAGAAAAAUAUGGUGGACGCCUAUUGCUUGAAGUGAUGUUGAAGGAACUUUGAUAGAACUCAGAAUUACGGAAGGCAAAUUUUGAAUGCAUGCUUAUGUUUGACCAAAGUUACAGGAGACACCUGGCUCCCAUGGGACGUGCUGGAGAAUGAAUGAAAACCUUCCUAUAAUCAGGAUUUAUGUUUAGGCUGAGCCCAUUUUAAUCACACCUGGAGCGUGGGUGGGACACGUACCUUCAAUAUCUUGGUUAUCACUGGGGAAACCAUGGAGACAAAGCACUCAUCUGUUGCAGUGAGGGUGAAGUAUCACCUCCUGUAACUCAACACAGGCUCAUGUCCACAUAAAGUACCACUGAUGGGCUUCAUUGCAAGUGCUGCCAGGUCCUUCUGAACCAGGAAAGAUGGUCAUAAUGGUCACAUAAAAAGGCUUCAAGGGGUUAAUACUGAGGAAAUUGUGGCCACUUUUGCAGCUCUAAACGUGACUUGAAAAUUACUCUAAAGAAAGGGAAAACAGUAUCUGAAUAUCAGCCCUAGAAGGAUGAUUCUACAAGUAGGACAAAUGAUCCUUUGAGGGAAAACCUCAGCUGAAUGUUUUACUCAUAAGAUAAUCAUUUUGUAAUAAUUCAGGUUCAUGAUGUCAGUAUUGUCAAAUAUCAUAUGGCUUUACCCUUUGCCCUCUCCCUCCGGACCAAAUAAUUACCACUCUGAAAAAAAUGGAAGCAUCCAAAGGCAAUGGGAAGCUCUAGGAUUACUUGUCCUCCUGUCUAGUCCCCAGUAAAAAAAACCAAACAACUGACCUGAUCAAUACAGGAGGUAAAGUAAAGCCACAGAGAGAUUAGGGAAGAUUUCCCAGGCCAGAAAGGUACUAAGGAGGCAUUUUUAUGGGUGUGCAGGGACAAAGCCCAUUUAUCAUGGUGUUAACACUGACAAAACUCUUUGUCAAAGUGUUCUCAUCCACUCCCCCAAAAGAUACAGAAAAUGACUUAUAGCUGAUCAGUAAUAAAUCUAUAUUUUUAAAUACCGAAGUGGGAAAAAAAAAUUCUCUUCAGAAUUGGGGCUUUUAUUUUUGAGCUUUAUUUAUUUAACUUAUAAUAAUCAAAUAAUUAAUAUAUUUUCUCUGUUUUAUACAAAUUGGGCAGUAUUCUUCACAGCUGGCCACAUGGCUGGGCACUGUGACUUGUAUGGUCUGAAGGACCACUGAGGCAUGCUUGAGUAACUCCCCCUGAGGAUGUUUCUGACUCAAAUGGCUGCAGAGCACAUUGGACCAAACUGCUCCUGCAGUAACAGCACUUCUGCUGCUUCCACCAGGGUUUGUACCAGCUCACAGAGAGCACUGGUGGGAUCGUGCUUGGUGCUGCUGCCUUUGGGUUUGGACAUCAGGGUAUGUCAUUGGUUUGUUUCUCUUGCAGCAGGAGACCGCCGUAAGAGUUGUGAUAUUUGAGCUUGGUUGUGGCCAGUCCCUGCAGAAGAGCAGCCCAAGGUUUGGCAUUAUUAGUAGAGGACAGUUCUGAUGAGGUAUGGGAUGCCUUGAUACACAUCCAUCAGGAAAGGCCUGUGUGAUGGUGACCCACAUGGCACCCAGGCUUAGUUCUGUGUUGGCCCUGGCACCUUGGCAAGCUCCACAUUCACUCAGUGUGAUGGGGCAGUGAUGGUGCAGAGUGGCUCCACUGGCUUUAUUUAAAAAGCUCAGUGUCCAGCCACUACUGGUGGUCAAAUUACUGACAAAUUGUUAACAUGACUCCAACUGCAUGUAGAGCUCAGAGUGGGGCCAGGCUGGUGCAAGUGUCUGCCCUGUCAGGGCUUCUGGACCCACUGGAGCUAUGGCUGUGCACCCACCAAGACAAGACUGGACUUGGGAGGUACUGGUCCCCACUGGCCAAGUGCCUACAGCUGGGUAGAUGCUGGCUCUUAAGGUUGGUGGGAGGGAGAGACUAUUGGAGGGAGAAGGUGGUAACACAUAUUUCUGGGUUCUCUCCCUUUGAACCAGCUUCAUUAAUCCCAAGGAAGCAGAGAGGACCAAGACUAAGCAAGUCUUUCACUGGUGAAUUUUCCCUUUUUCCCCCCAGUCCAAGCAGCCUACUUUCCUUUUUGGGGCCAAGGAUGGGUUUGAGGUCCUGGGGCUGGGUCAGCAACCCUUGUCUUGUUGCAUAGCUUUUAUGACCACAGAUUCACUGACCCGAUGUUUCUGCCAGACCUCAGUGCCAGAGCUCUACUGGAUGCCAUGCGUGGAGCAGCUUUGCACAGCCCUGGUGCUGCCAGGAUAGCUGGAAGGAGGUGGGUUUGCACCAGCAGAAUUCCCUGGGAUGGGGAAACCAAAGCUUAAAGGGCUUCUGAGAGCAGUAGGUUCCCCACCGUGCAUUGCAGCACUGUAGAUGGUUCAUUACCGGGGUAUUCAGAGGUACCUGGACCAUAAAGCUCUCUGCCUCUCCUCAAGGGGACCCUGUCUUUGGGGCACCUUCACCAAAGCCCCGUGUGCCCAGGCUGGCUGGCUGCCUGCAGUACCACUGUGGUAAUGAGUUUGGGGGCUGGCAGAGUGGUAUUUGGUACAGACCCCCAACAGCAGUGCCAUGCAAAGCCCCUGGCAUAGCAAACAUCUGCAGAGGGCUCCCAAGAGCUAGCUGAAGGGUGGGAAUAGGGGUUGGGGGAGAUAUGUCUCAUUUAAAAAUGUGUAUCAGCUAUAAACUUCGUCUCGUAAAGAUAUAUUAAAUAAAUACAAUAUAUUCUACGAGCCCCACAGCAGUGCGGCUUUAAAUUGUGGCCAAUGAAACAUAUUUUUUCAGAUAUAAAAGAAGUUGUAUUUUUUAUAGCGAUGCUUCGUGAGGGGGAUGACUUGGUUUUGUGUUUUUGACUUCGGCUUAAAGCUUAGUUUGUCUUUCCUGAGAGACCUGGUAGAAAUGAUUGUCUUGUUCUUGUCCUAGAACCUCAUCAAAGUCACCUUGACCUCCUAAAAUGGGUGCACGUGUAAAAGUAUAAUACAGCUUUGGGUAUAGUAUAUAUAAUACAGCCCCUGCUCCUAGAUCCUGGAGAAGGAUUGCCCUUUUUGCAACGCUGCCUUACUUGCAGAAGAUGGGAUCAUCCUCCUAGUGAGGGAGGCGGUUUGGUCGGAAGGCAUGGUGUAUGUUCAUCCACUCACCUGAAUUAGAAUCAUAGAAUCAUAGAAUGGUUUGGGUUGGAAGGAACCUCAAGGAUCAUCUGAGUUCCAACCCCCCUGCCAUGGGCAGGGACACCUCCCACUAGAGCAGGUUGCUCAAGGCCCCAUCCA
Calidris pugnax (ruff) is the source of this 6016-nucleotide messenger RNA. RefSeq names its product transmembrane and tetratricopeptide repeat containing 1 (gene TMTC1). Gene Ontology annotation, molecular function: mannosyltransferase activity; protein binding. Lineage: Eukaryota; Metazoa; Chordata; Aves; Charadriiformes; Scolopacidae. Gene Ontology annotation, biological process: protein O-linked glycosylation via mannose. The record is from RefSeq and is a predicted model, not a curated record. The transcript has 20 exons. Bases 133 to 2718 code for a protein of 861 amino acids.